This is a messenger RNA of Melanotaenia boesemani (Boeseman's rainbowfish), 8344 nucleotides long. Its product is annotated as IQ motif and SEC7 domain-containing protein 2-like. The record is from RefSeq and is a predicted model, not a curated record. Gene Ontology annotation, molecular function: protein binding; guanyl-nucleotide exchange factor activity. The transcript is spliced from 18 exons. Gene Ontology annotation, biological process: regulation of ARF protein signal transduction; actin cytoskeleton organization. NCBI's taxonomy places the organism in Eukaryota, Metazoa, Chordata, Actinopteri, Atheriniformes, Melanotaeniidae. Bases 1711 to 7011 code for a protein of 1766 amino acids.
GGAUCAUCAGUGCUGCGGCAGCGGAUCGUUCAGCUGUCACACGCAGAGGAAUGAUAAUUAGCAAGAGAUUGACUCGGCAGCAAGAAGAAAAAGAGGAGGAGAGGAGCCUGGCCUGCAGCAGAGGAGAGAGCAGAGGAAUACAUGAAGGCAUAAAGAAUGAGGGAUUGGACUGAUGACAAUCUGAUCAGAAGAAGAAGAGAGGAAAGCCGUUGAGUGGCAGCAGCAGUUUUGUGUCAUCUCUAUUUUCUUGGGGGAGAUGAUGGUGACAGCAACAGCAGCAGCUAAGGAGGAGAGAGAGGGAUAAACUGGGAUCAAUAAUCCUCUAUCCUCCUUUUUCUCCCCCCCUUCCUCCUCCACCUUCAUCCUUCCAUCACCUCUGCAGGAGCCGCUGAAACCUAAGAAUCUGGUUCCAUCCAAAGGGAUAAUCAUAGCGGGGAAUCCCACAUACUUCUUUAUUACCAUGAAGAAGACCGACAUCUGACAUGAUAUUUAACCUCUGGAUAUUUCCUCCACAAUCAGAUCCACGUCAGGAUGAUCAGUUGAGUCUUGCUCAUGGACACACGGACCAGGACAAGAUGACGUUUUCCUCUCCCAUGUUCAGCAGAAGAUGACUUUUGAUCGACGUAGCAUUUUUUUUGUUUUGUUUUUUUGAUGAUGGAAACAGUCUGAACUCUCUUAUCUCUACUUCUCGUCUUUACUUUGGCAUUUUCCAGACUGUUUAAGUUGGACAAUUAUGGCAGGGAUUCUGACUGAUUAUAUUGUGAGGCUCUGCAGGGAAGCAGGUGAAUAACCAGCCGGUGGUGCAUACUGCAUUUCUGCUGCGGCACAAAAUAUUCCUUGUAUAAGGAAAUCUGGACACUGGACACAGCAAUGAGACAAUACGAUAUCUCUGACCAAGAGGGACAGAUGCAUCCUCUGCCAGCUCCUGUUUCCAGACCUGCCUCUUGGAAAGUGAUGUUGUGAAUGGAGUGCGUAAAGACGAUGCAGCUAAUUCACUGACAAACACACUGUUCUGAUUGCUGCUUUGAAUCCCACAAUCUGUUUCUAUAAAUUAUUUUUUCUGCUUUAAACUAUUAUGGGUCUGAACUCGUACGGGAGCACCUGACCGGCCCAGGGGAUGGUCAUCAGCUCAGUAAGACUUCCUAAUUGGAGCACUCAAGGACGUGAUCCAUCUUAAUUUUCAAAUCAGAACUUGAGAAAGAAAAAGUCCUCUCCCCCCCACUUACCUCUGGUGGGGGGGAGGGUGAAGGACAUUUUUGAUUUUAAAGUGUAGGACUAAGGGUCUUGCGGUGUAGUUUAUAGAUAAUAGACUUUAGGUUGUAGACUAGACAGUGGCGUCUGUAUUAAGAUAGCUCUACUCUGUGUUUGUACAUGUUUUUCUCUCUUUGUUAAGCUAGUUUCAGCCUUUAGCCUUUCGGCUCAUUUACCUGUAUCACCACUCCACAUCCCCCAGUGUUCUAGCACAUUGAGCUAUUAUUUGGCUCUGCACCAGCUUUUGCAGCUGUGAUUCAAGCAGAAGAUUAGCAUUUAGCUUCUGUGUGCUAGCUGGCAGUGCACCUCCUGAAUCUACGUAGUUGUGACAACCAGCAUAGUUUAAGCUCUUUUUGGCAUUUAGCAUAAGUUUUUUUUUGACGUCUGUUCAUUUUUCAGGUUGAUAUUUAGUCAGAGGUUGCCUAGCCAUUAGCCUGUGUACUCUCAGAUUAGCUUAUCAUGGAUGCUAAUCAAGGCUCAGGCCAAGGCAAUGCUGAAAGCCCCAACAGGGCUGUGGAGUACCUUCUUGAACUCAACAACAUCAUUGAGAGCCAGCAGAAGCUUCUGGAAACCCAGCGACGUAGAAUCGAGGAGCUGGAGGUCCAACUGGACCGGCUCAGCCAGGAAAACAAGGACCUGCGUUUGGAUCGUCAACCUGUCGCUCCUCCUCCGCCUGCUCCUCCCCCCGAGCCUCCUCUCCCACCUCCUCCCCCGCCGCCUCCUCCAACUCAGACCGCAUCGACAUCCAUUUCUACCAAGAAUCCCCACCACCACCACAACAGCCAGCACCAAGCGCCUCCUCAGCCUCCCUCCUCCAUCCCCCUGCACCACAGCCACCAUGUCCAUCAUCAUCAGCAGCACCACCACUCCUACAACAGCACCACCACAACCGCUAUCCCAGUUCCUGCUCCAAAUUCAGCCAACCCAACCUCCAUCUCUGUCCCGACCCAAAUCCCAACUCCAGUCUCCUCCUCGGCCCCGGCUCCACCUCCUCCUCCCCCUCCGAUCCCACCAAGAGAUCAGCCGCGGGCACACAGCCGCCUGACCCGAGUGCCCUCCACCAGCACUGGCACCAGCACCAACUUUGUGGAGAAGGAGAAGGAGAGGCUCGAGCGCCUACACAGAGCCAACGCUGCCAAUAACCACCAUGCGAACACCCUCCACCACCACCACAAAUCUGUGGAGGGCGACCCUCAGUGUCCAGAGGCACUCACUUUUUCUGAUUCAUCCUUUGGCCAUCUGCCUCCCUUCCAUCGCUAUAACAACAGCCCCCUCACCAGCCCCUGUGACCCCUACAGUCCCGCCUCUCUCUGCGGGCCCCUGGGAGCCUCACACACUCACACACAGGGAACCUCUCCCAUCUCUCCCCCCAGCCCAGCAAGCCUCGCCUGGGCUCAGCGCAGCAGACACCAGCCGGCCAGCCUGGCGCUCCGCAAGCAAGAGGAGGAGGAGAGCAAACGCUGCAAGGCGCUAUCUGACAGCUAUGAGCUCUCUACAGACCUCCAAGACAAGAAGGUGGAAAUUUUGGAGAGGAAGUAUGGGGGUCAGUUUGUGUCCCGGCGGGCAGCGAGGACGAUCCAGACAGCGUUCAGACGAUAUCGCAUGAAGAAAAACUUUGAGAGGCUUCGCAGCUCUGCCUCAGAAAGCAGAAUGACCCGACGCAUCAUUCUGUCCAACAUGAGGAUGCAGUACUCAUUUGAUGAACGACAGCCACAGUGUCAGGGAUCAGGGGGUCAGCAGGGUUCAGAAGAGACCGGAGACAUGGAAGACUCCUUCUCAAAGCAGAUGAAGUCUCUGGCCGACUCUAUGGACGACUCCCUCACAUGCCAGUCCGGCCGUGAAGACUCACAGGAUGUCGGCGGAGAAGGAGAGGAGGACGACGACGAGGAUGAGGAAGAAGGAGAUGAAGAAGAGGAAGAAGAAGAAGGGGAAGAGGACGAGGAAGAAGAUGAAGAUUACAGACAGUGUGGAUGGCGCAACACCAACACAUCCUCCCGACACACCACAUGCCGGCAGGAAGGUGGCAGAGGAGGCAUGGGAGGAGGUGCUGCCAUGCACGAGGACAGCACCGCCACUUCCUUCAGCGAUGUCACCCUCUACAUGGAUGAAGGCUGCCUCCCUUCCUCACCGCUCUCCCGUCCAGCCUCCAGCUCCGAUACAGAGUACUGGGGAGGAGGAGGUGCAGGAGGCAGAGAGGACAGCAGGGAGACAGAGGGAGGUAGCAAUGCCAGCCGGAGGAGCAGUACCCCCUGUACAGAGUGUCGAGGGGACUACAGAGGGAGGGCUGGAGGAGGUGGAGGACAUCUCCCUGUACUGACCAUUGAACCACCUAGUGACAGCUCAGUGGACAUGAGUGACAGAUCCGAGCGAGGUUCUAUUGGACGCCUGGUGUACGAACAGGAACCAUCAGGACUUGACCGAGGAGGAGGUGGAGAGAGGGUAAGAGGAGGAGGGGAAGGUGAAAGUGGAGAGGAUGAGAGAGGAGGAGGAGGAAGCAGUGAAGCUGACUCUCCGCAGGGAACAAUCAAACACAAACCAAACGGCCGUUCGGUCGCCACGGCACAGGGACAGACUCGCAGCCCCGCUAACGUUCCUCUGCCCAUGCCUUCUGCACGGACCCUGCCCUCACACCCACUCCCACACCCACUCCAACACCCACACUCUCACCCCCACCCUCAUCCUUCACCCAUUCCCCACCUCCCCACCAUCCUCCACCACCAUCCACAGUACAGUCAGCCACAUCCCCUGCACUUGCACCACGGUCACAGCAGCCCAUACAUGCAGCAUGCUCACCACUUCGCCCAGCACCACUACCAUCACCUGCACCACCAGCACCAUCACCUGCCCCACUCAUAUCCAGAACCCCCUUCUUCCCCGCUGCCCUCCCCAGUUCCACCUCUCACACCUCUUUCCCCGCUGCCACCACCACUCACGCCCUCCCCGCUGUCCUCUUCUUCCUCUUCUGCGCUCCAAAACAUGGAGGGGCAGCAGCAGCACCUCGCCCACCACCCCUACCUCCACCAUCAUCACCUGCUCUGCUCAGACGGAGACAAUGAGAGCGUCAACUCCACCACUACCAACUCCAACGAUGACACGACCGUCAACAACUGCAGCUCCGGAUCCUCGUCACGCGAUAGCCUGCGGGAGCCAAUCGGAGGAGCAACUCUGGGGAAGCAGACCUAUCAGAGAGAGAGCCGCCACAGUUGGGACUCACCUGCAUUCAACAACGACGUGGUGCAGCGGCGGCAGUACCGCAUUGGACUCAAUCUGUUUAACAAGAAGCCGGAGAAGGGGAUCCAGUACCUAAUUGAGAGGGGCUUUGUGUCGGACACACCGGUGGGCAUCGCCAGGUUCAUCCUGGAGAGGAAAGGACUGAGCAGGCAGAUGAUCGGGGAGUUCCUGGGCAGUCGGCAGCAGUUUAACAAGGACGUCCUGAACUGCGUCCUGGAUGAGAUGGACUUCUCUGGGAUGGAUCUGGACGACGCUCUGAGAAAGUUCCAGGCUCAGAUCAAGGUUCAGGGUGAAGCUCAGCGGGUGGAGCGCCUGGUAGAGGCCUUCAGUCAGCGGUACUGUGUCUGCAACCCGGUGCUUAUCCGCCAGUUCCAGAAUCCAGACACCAUCUUCAUCCUGGCCUUCGCCAUCAUCCUCCUCAACACAGACAUGUACAGCCCUAACGUCAAGCCGGAGAGGAAGAUGAAGCUGGAGGACUUCAUCAAGAACCUGCGUGGUGUUGAUAACGGGCAGGACAUCCCCAGAGACCUACUGGUGGCCAUCUAUGGUCGGAUCCAGAAGUGGGAGCUGAGGACCAAUGAUGACCAUGUGUCCCAGGUCCAGGCAGUAGAGAGGAUGGUGGUCGGCAAGAAGCCUGUGUUGUCGCUGCCUCAUCGCCGGUUGGUCUGCUGCUGUCAGCUGUUCGAGGUUCCAGAUCCAAACAGAGGACAGAGGAGCGGCGUCCAUCAGAGAGAAGUCUUCCUGUUCAACGACCUGCUGAUGGUGACAAAGAUCUUCCAGAAGAAGAAGACCUCAGUGACUUACAGUUUCAGACAAUCGUUUCCUCUGGUCGACAUGCAGGUCCACACCUUCCAGAACACCUACUACCCUCACGGUAUCAGGCUGACGUCUGCCAACCCUGGAGGAGAGAGGAAGGUGCUGAUCGUCUUCACGGCUCCAAGCCAACAGGACAGAGCGCGAUUCACUUCAGACCUCCGAGAGAGCAUCGCAGAGGUCCAGGAGAUGGAAAAGUACAGGGUGGAGUCUGAGCUCGAGAAGCAGAAAGGUGUGAUGCGUCCCGGCAUGCUGGCAGGACCUGGAGGCAUGGGGACACCAGGGGGCGGAGCCAGCUCCGGGGGAGGGCCAGUGAAGAGUGAGGUAGUGAACGGCACCCUGGGUAGGCCGAGCCUGGACGACACAUACGCCUCAGUGGAUGGACUCAAACGUACGGCACUCAGCUCCUCUCUCAGAGACCUCUCAGAGACAGGGAAGCGAGGCCGUAGGAACAGUGUUGGGUCAUUGGACAGUACUAUUGAAGGUUCUAUUAUUAGCAGCCCUCGGCCUCAUCAGCAGCGCCCCCUGCCUGCAGGAGGUCUGUCUUACAGCCCCAUGAUGGUCCCUUCAUCUCCAGCAGCAUACCGGCCACACCGCCCUACUCAGAGCCCCGGUACAGGGGUGGGGGGUGGGCCGGGGCUCUGUCACAACCAGGGAGGGGUCACUACAUCCCCUCUCGCGAGCGGGGUAGGAGCUGGGGGCGGAGGAGGGAUGGUGAGUGGCGGCGUCCAGACAGGAGGCGGUCGGAUGGGGAAUUUCUUAGCCAGUCGCAGAGGCAAAGUUCCUGGUCCCUUGACGAUGACGUCACCCCCUCCUCAGGGUCCACCGAGUCCCCUGAUGAUAUCAUCACCCCCCCACUACCCCGCCCCCGCACCUCCCAUCCCCCACCCAUCCUCCCCUUCCCCAUGCCCCUCCCCAUCGCCCAACCUCGGGCAGUCGGACCCGGGAGGAGUGGGAGGGGGAGGUGGUCCAGGAGGGGGAGCAUCCAAGCUCCAGGCUUUGCACGCCCAGUAUUGCCACGGCAACAGUGGAGGAGGCGGAGUCAGUGUUACUGGGCACCAGCAGCAGCAAACCCCACCCCCACCGUACCAUCACCAUCACCGCUACCAUAUGCAGAGCGUCCCACAGCACCACAUCCUGUCGCACAGGUUCUCCGCCCCCCGGCGGCAAGCACCAUCCGGCUGCGCUCCCUCUCUUACCCAGCAGCAUCAGAGGCUGCAACAUGGCGCCGCCCAACACCCACGCUACAACAUGGCCUCAGGCUUCAUCACGCCCCCACCGCUGUCCCCGCACUCCCCCAUUACCCCUACUACACCACACGGACUUUACCACUCGCACCCCAUGGUAGGGAGGCCAGCUGGAAGCGCCAAGCUCCCACUGACCAUCUCGCACUCCCAGCCCCACCCCCACGCUCACACACACUCUCACAACCACGCCGUUCACACACACUCCCCGCUCAGCCCCUCUGCCUCUCCCUCUACCCACUUCAUCUUCUCCACCCCACCGCCCCAAACGCCAUCAGCACGGCUCGUCACCCAGACUCCUCCACAACCCUAUACACCUCAGUACCCACCCCUAUCUUCCAUCCCACCUCCUCCUCCACACUCACCCUUACCUCCCCCAUCGACCGCUCCACUCUCCCCACACCCCCCAGGGGUGGUACAAGGCGGCGGCCCCAAAUCAAAGCCCAUCAGUCGGAUCAGCACAGUCGUGUGAGGAAGACCCGAACAAUUGUGCGCUACCCUGCUGUAAGCCGCCAGGGGGCGGUAGUGAGAGGGAGGAGGAGAAGAGGGGGAGGACAAAUGCAGGUGUAUCAAAAUGGCCGCCUGGUGAGGAAGAGAGCCCUGAGAGCAGGGAAAAGGAAACUACUCAGCCUGUGUUAUUUUCACAUCCAUUUUCCUCACAAGUAGAAAGACUCUCACACACACCAAGCUGUUUAUUGGCCAACUUGUUCCCUGCAGGGAAAAGCCUCCGGGAAAACCCACUAACGGAGAAACAAGAGCUGCAGUUACGGCAUUUCCAGUCACAUGACGACGAAGGAAAACUUCCAUACAGUCCAGCUGUCUUAAAAAUGUCCUCAUUUCCCAUCAUAGUGCCCUUUCAAGCUGAGCUGGGACUCCAGAGGACAUGUUUGUAGUUCUUUGCUGACAAAGUGUUCGUGCCAUGUUGUGAGUACGAAUUUUUAUGUUGCUGUAGAAGACAAAUGGUUCAGGGACCAGUCGUGAAGGGAACAGUGCCUGAGAAUAUAACACAAGGGUUAGCGCUUGAUGCUAACGUGAUGUACAGGGUUAGUUAAAAGGGAAAGUUUAGGUUUUGCAGAGACCUGAGAGCAGAACGAGUCCUGUAAGUAUAUCUCCAAAAAUCACAGUCGUCUUAGACCACCUCGUUGGCAAACAAAGAAGCACUUGUACCACAGUUUUGGUUAUUGACAUAUUUACAAGCCAUGAGGCAGAAGGAGAGGUGGUUAGCAUUAAUAUGGUGCAGUUUCUGUGUCUUAGACAGGCGUGCAUGACCUGUGCAAUAGCUAACGAUUAUCAAUGUGUCUAUGGUUAAAAUCCUUUAUGCAGGGGGAGGGAUUCGUUGUGGUGUAAAGCCCCAAUCCAGAGUUUAUUUAGCCACUAGAAGUGAAAUUUACUGAACUUUACUCUGUAUGGAAAAUAAACUUUAUAACACCUUUAAAUAAGCCAUCAAAACAUAAACUACAGGUGUCUUUUACCUUCGCGUUUUAGCAAAAAUGGCUAAAAGCCAUUAGUGUUUGUGGAUUACAGGGUUUCAGCAGGGGGCACUAUACUGUUGUUUUGGAUUGGGACUUGUUUAUUCCUGUAAAUUUGGGCUUUAUUUGUACUAAGACUGUGAAUGCUCUCCCCCCUUUAACAAGUAUCCCAGUAUAUAUGAAAGUGUAAGCCUAAAUUUGUCAGAAAUAAUAAUAUCUGUCCUCUGUAUUUUAUGCUCCAUAUUGUACGUGACCUUGUAUGUUGCCAGAGAAGGAGAUUAAGCUGGAAGGUGCCAAACAGGGAAGUAAAUCAUUAGUUUGACUGACUUGUCAACC